CAGGCGAACCAUCCAACAACACUACCAGCAAUGAAAGCCUCUCUGAGCAGCAGACUGUGGACCUGACUUUAUUCUUUGAAGCCGUGGCUACAGGCAACAUGGAGACUGUUAAGAGAGAGCUGCAAGCGCAAGAAGGGGUAAAAGUCCGGGUGAAGAGCUCUAGGGAAUGGGACUUUGUGGAUGACCAGACACCAUUGCACGUGGCCAGCAGGCAUGGGCAAACUGCAGUGGCAGAGUUGCUGGUGCAACAUGGGGCUAAUUUGGAGGCAAGGGAUGGGCUGCUCCAGCAAACACCCUUGCAUAUUGCUACCAAGCAGGGACACACCGCAACUUCAGAGGUCCUGAUCCGUUUUGGUGCUGACAUCAUGGCUCAAGACAAGCUCCAGCAGACACCUUUGCAUGUAGCUGCUAACUGGGACUAUACAGGGACAUCUGAGCUUCUGAUUUAUUCUGGAGCUGACCUGAUGGCUGGAGACAAGCUCCAGCAAACACCCUUGCAUCUAGCUGCUCAUAAGGGUCAUGCAAAGACAUCUCAGCUUCUGAUUCGUUGUGGUGCAAAUGUUAAUGCCAAAGAUAAGUACCAGAGAACAUCCCUUCAUCUUGCUGCUGCCGAGGGUCACCUUGGGAUUUGCGGGCUGCUUAUCCAGUCUGGUGCUAAUGUCAUGGCCAGAGAUGUGGAACAGAAAACACCCCUUCAUCUGGCUGCUGUGAGAGGCCGCACCGAGAUUGCUGAACUUCUCCUUCAGUCUGGUGCUGAUAUCAUGGCCAAGGAUGAGGAACAACAGACCCCUUUACAUCGAGCUGCUCGCUGGGGCCACAGUGGGACUUCUGAGCUUCUGAUUCGUAACAAAGCUGAUGUUAUUGCCAAGGAUGAGAAACAAAAUACACCGCUACAUCUGGCUGCUUACCAGGGCCACUCCGAGACUUGCAGACUAUUGAUUCAUUCUGAGGCCAAUGUCAUGGCCAAGAAUUGGGAACGAGAGACACCCCUCCAUCUGGCUGCUACUCGUGGGCACACUGAGAUCUGCAUUCAUCUGAUUCGCUCUGGUGCAGAUGUCAUGGUCAAGAAUAAGGAUGGAAAGACUCCAUUAGAUUUUUCACCCGAUCAAGAGACUUGGCAUUACUGGAAGAGCCUUUACAAACAAGCAAGAAAAGAUGUGCAAGACAAGAUCUACCGUGAGUUGCUGCAGAAGUCUGGCGGGGUAAAAGUCAACAGAUGUAAGGUAUUCUUAUGUGGGAAGGAGCGCACUGGGAAAUCCACACUGAGAAAUGCUCUCACACAGGGCCUGUUUGCUGGCUUCCCAGAACUCUUGACUGAGACUGAUCACCAUGAGCCAACCCCAGGCGUUGAUAUUGGAACAUUCAAUGUUCCUGGGGUGGGAGAGGUCAGCAUGUGGGAUUUCGCAGGGCAGUCGGAAUAUGGGGUAACCCACAGUAUGCUCAUGGAUGCAGAGAACACAAUUUUCAUUGUGAUGUAUGACAUAACAGACGACAUAGAGACCCAACAAGAACAGGUCCGUUAUUGGUUGAAAUUCAUAAAGUCUUGCAGGUCUACCGGCCAACCCGAUGUCAUAUUGGUGGCCAGCCAUGGAGACAAGGUGGAGCUUAGCACAGGAGAAGGACAAGCUUUCAACAUCCUUGAGUUGAUGAAGGCUGAAUUCAAAGACCACCUCCACAUCUCAGAUGAUGUGCUACUGAUGGACUGCAGGAAGAGCCGGACACCUCAGAUGGACCAUCUCAAGAGUCUUCUUGUCAGGAUUAAGAGUGAUUUGCUAGAACAUCAACAUGAAAUUCCCAAGCUGUGUGGGGAGAUUACAAAACGUCUGCCAAUAUGGUGCAAAAGCAAGACAAGCCCAAAGUUCCCCGUAAUGAUGUGGCCUGACUACCUGGAAGCAGUGAAAGAGAUCGACCCACUUGUGAAUGAGGACUUUCUUGAGAAGUCAACAGGAUUCCUGCACAGUUUGGGAGAGGUUCUCUUUAUUUGCCCGGGCACUUGUGAUCCAAUCAUCAUCCUGAAGCCUAACUGGCUCAGCCAAGACAUACUCGGCACAAUGAUGGCACCAGAGAACUUCCCCAUUGCCCUGCAGAGAACAAGUGAAGGCUGCAUCACCAAAGCAGAAAUGCUGCGUGUAUUCCAAGAUGCUGCGGAUGUGGAUCUCCUUAUCACCCUUUUAAAAGAGGUGCUGUUGUGCCACUCCUAUGAUGGGCAGACCUUCAUUGUCCCAGGCCUGCUGACACAAACCAUGCCUCCUGAAAAGUGGCAGCCAACAAAUGAACCAAAUGUAAUCUACUUUGGGAAGCAGGUUCAGUGUGCAUGCUCAACUGACAUGUUUUCCCCCGGGUUCUUCCCCCGAGUGCAGACCUGCUUCAUGAGGGAGAUGGUGAAACGCCCGUUGAUGUGGAGGGAUGGCAUCAAAUGUGAGGACACAAAUGUGGAGGGACUGAUCAAACUAUCUGAAGAUGGUCGUUGCCUCAAUAUCUGUGUCCGAAGUGCUGAGGGUGACAGGAAGCAGUGUAGUAAGAUGCUUCAGCAUCUGGAGAAUAUCAUAGUCCAUAUGCUUGAUGAAUACAGCCCAGGAACAGGCACAGUAGAGAAGGUCCUCAGUGCUCGUGCACUGAAAGAACACAGAGAGGAUUUCUACUCCUAUGGCAAGGUGGAUAUUAGUAAAGGAACAGCAAGGGGUGGUACAGUUAUUCAUCCCAUUCUUGGGUUCACAGAACAGGUCAAUGACCUGCUGUGUGGAGAGGUUAAGGUUGACCCACUUAUCAUGCACCGAGUAAAGCUGGUCGAUUGUUUGAGGCAUAUCCAUUCAAUUGUUGACCAUCUCCUGACACAUAACAUUCUGAAUUUGGACGAAAGCGAUGUCAUCCGUGCUGAAAGAACACCCCAAGGUCGUGCGCGUAUGCUGUUGGACAUUAUAAUUGCAAAGGGGGCACAGGAGGUGUUCAUGUCAAUUCUGAGGAAAGUUCACCCUCAGGCAGCAGACAUUUUGGAGUGAUCACAGGGUCCAGGAACAAGUUAUGGGCAUUAGGAGGACAAAAGCCAACAUUUACCAAACAUAUUCCUCAAUGGACGUAGUACUGAGGAAUCUGAAUCGGCUCUGGACCCACUGCAAACAGGUGAGGUCCCAAGUGCAAAUGUGAAAUGUGACAUCAUUGGAAUUCGAUAUAUUUCAUCCUAUAAACAAAAUCAAUGAACUAAA
This is a messenger RNA of Branchiostoma belcheri (Belcher's lancelet), 3203 nucleotides long. RefSeq names its product death-associated protein kinase 1-like. NCBI's taxonomy places the organism in Eukaryota, Metazoa, Chordata, Leptocardii, Amphioxiformes, Branchiostomatidae. Gene Ontology annotation, biological process: regulation of apoptotic process. The transcript is spliced from 18 exons. Gene Ontology annotation, molecular function: protein binding. Bases 99 to 2999 code for a protein of 966 amino acids. The record is from RefSeq and is a predicted model, not a curated record.